AUGGAAUUCCACAUCUACCACCUCCCCACCUCCCUCCUCCCCGACCCCAUCUCGCGCCACAACUUCGCCCUCCGCAUGGCCAACCUCCACCUAUCCUUCGACCUCAUCCGGCGCCUCCGUCUCAACACCCCCCUCCUAAUCGCAUCACGGGAGUACUUCCUCUACCCGCACCCAGCGUAUACCCCCAUCCUCCUCGACGACUGGCCGAUGAAGGGCGUCAACAACUUGCUCGUCAUCAUGGAGACCCUGCGAAAUAUUUGCGGACCACCGAUUUUCGCGGCAGAACCGGGGUUCGAUGAGCCGUGGGCGUUGUGGUACUUGGCCGCGGCUAUGACGCAGACUUGGACGAGGGAUCCGUUUGGGAGGUUGGGGGGUGAGCCGGAGGAUAUGGAGACGGAGGAGUUGAGGAGGAGGACGGAGGAGGUUUAUGAGGAGGUUAGGAAAGUAAACGCUGAUAUCUGGGCUUUCAACUAUGCCUACCAUCAACAAAUUGUCGAGCAACGAUGGUAUGAUAAGCAGAGGGGGAGUAAAAAGGAGUGCUAUGACGGAGGCCAUCAAAAUGGGAUUGGAAAUGAGGAGUCUGUGGAGAAUGGCGGGAGAGAUGAUUCGACAAAUGCCGUGGAAGACGACGUGGAAGACGACGUGGAAGACGACGUGGAAGACGACGAGGAAGACGACGUGGAAGACAGCGUGGAAACAAGCGUGACAAGCGUGCAGGAUGAAAUGGCAAAGGAGGUACGAAGUGACAAGGACUACGACAGUGCCUAUUGGAGUAUGGAAGAGGAGACGCGGGAGGGUGGCAAUAACGCUGACGAUGACGAUGAUACCUCUAGUGACGAUGAAGUGGUGUUGACUCCUACGGAAUCGGACAUCGGAGAGACUGAGUGUCGUGCGGAGCAUGAGUGGCCUUCACAGCUUGCGGAGUGGCCUCCAGAGUUUAACUCUGGUCUAAAGACUGACUGA
Messenger RNA from Neurospora tetraspora, 963 nucleotides. RefSeq lists its product as uncharacterized. Lineage: Eukaryota; Fungi; Ascomycota; Sordariomycetes; Sordariales; Sordariaceae. The transcript is spliced from 2 exons. The coding region runs from base 1 to 963 and encodes 320 amino acids. The record is from RefSeq and is a predicted model, not a curated record.